Messenger RNA from Aspergillus melleus, 933 nucleotides. Its product is annotated as nucleolar protein. The record is from RefSeq and is a predicted model, not a curated record. Bases 1 to 933 code for a protein of 310 amino acids. The transcript has 2 exons. Lineage: Eukaryota; Fungi; Ascomycota; Eurotiomycetes; Eurotiales; Aspergillaceae.
AUGGCUCCUAGCAAGAAAGACAACAAGCGCAAGGCUGCCGCUGCCGCUGCCGCCGCCGACUCUCCCGCGAAGAAGACCAAGAAGGCGGAUGCGAAGCCCGCCGAAGCUCCUAAGGAGGCCUCGAAAUCGAUUCUGAAGAAGAGCAAGGGUGAUGGUGCUUCUUCCGAGAAGAAGUCCGCCUCGAAUGUGAAGUUCAACGGCGAGCCCGCGAGACAGAUCAAGCCUCGCAAGCGUGCCGCUGAUUUCCUGAGCGACGACGAGGACAGCGAGCCCGAGGUGGAUGCGAAGCCCGCCAAGGCCCAGGCUGAGAAGAAGGCCAGCAACAAGAAGACUAAGAAGGAAGACGGCACUGCCGCUCCGGCCGCGAAAUCGAAGACCGCCAACGCCAAGGCUGUCCCCAAAUCGAAAAAGCCCGAGGUUGUCGCCGACGAGUCUGACGAUGACGAUUCCGUUACCUCGGAGUCUGGUGAGGGUGAGGAGGAAGAGGACGACCGCACCGUCGCUCUUAUCAAGGGAUUCGAGAGCAGCGGCGAUGAGGACGAGUCGGGAGAUGAGGGCUAUGACCCCAGCAAGCCUGUUCCCAAGAUUCCUGAUUCGAAGAAAGCCAAGCGCAAGAUCUUGAAGAAACAGAAGGACGAGAAGUCUGGCAAUGGAGAAGAGCCGGGUGUCGUAUAUGUCGGGUAUGUUCUCCCCCUCAUCGUGUGCGCUUACGUUUAUUUUUGCCUACUGGUUCUAACAUUUGAUGCUAUAGCCGUAUUCCCCACGGUUUCUACGAACACCAGAUGCGCGCAUACUUUUCACAAUUCGGCGAGAUUCUUCGUCUUCGUCUUUCGCGGAACCGUAUCACCGGUCGUUCCAAGCAUUACGCUUUCGUGGAAUUCGAGUCGGUCUCCGUUGCCAAGAUCGUUGCCGCGACUAUGGACAACUACCUGA